AUGAAAGAAAAAAAUAACAUAAUUCUUUCUUUCUUCCUUCUUCUGUUCAUAUCUAUCUAUCUAUCUAUCUAUCUAUCACAGUCUGUUCAUAUCUAUCUAUCUAUCUAUCUAUCUAUCUAUCUAUCUAUAAUAUCUUUUCAUAUCUAUCUAUCUAUCUAUCUAUCUAUCUAUCUAUCUAUCUAUCUAUUGUUAUUCUCUCUUCAACACUCUCUGUCCUCGCUUGUCUCUCACUCUCAACACACUUUCUCUUCUCCCUUGUCUCUCUCCCCUUUUCCCUCUCAUCCAACUCUCUCUCUAUCUUUGCUUGUCUCGCAUUCUCAAUACACGCUGUCUCUCUCUCUCCGCUCUUGUCUUUCACUCUCAUCCCACUCCCACUCUCAUUCCUUGCUUCUCUUUCACUCUCAAUACACUCUCUCUAAACCUUUGUCUCACUCUCUCUUUCACUCUCAUCCCACUCUCGCUUCUCGCUUGUUUUUCACUCUCUUUUGGCCUUUGUCACUUUCUCUUUUUUCCCCUUUUCGCUUUUCUCCCUCUCUUUUAUUCUCAACGCACUCUCUUUUCUCCCUCUCUUUUAUUCUCAACGCACUCUCUUUUCUCCCUCUCUUUUAUUCUCAACGCACUCUCUUUUCUCCCUCUCUUUUAUUCUCAAUGCACUCUCUUUUCUCCCUUGUUUCUCUCUCACACUUUCACACUCAACACACUCUCUUUUCUCCCUCUCUUUUAUUCUCAACACACUCUCUUUUCUCCCUCUCUUUUAUUCUCAACGCACUCUCUUUUCUCCCUCUCUUUUAUUCUCAACACACUCUCUCUUCUCCCUCUCUUUUAUUCUCAACGCACUCUCUUUUCUCCCUCUCUUUUAUUCUCAACGCACUCUCUCUUCUCCCUCUCUUUUAUUCUCAACACACUCUCUCUUCUCCCUCUCUUUUAUUCUCAACACACUUUCUUUUCUCUCUUGUCUCUCUCUCUCUUUCACUCUCAACACACUCUCUCUUCUUCCUUGUUUCUCACUCUCUUUUACUCUUGAUACAUUCUCUUUUCUUCCUCGUCUCUUUCUCUCUUUCAAUCUCAACACUUUUUCCCUCGUCUCUUUCUAACACCUUUUCAUUCUCAACACCCUCUUUCUUACUUCUCUCUUUCUCUCUCUUUCACUAUCCAGACUCUCUUUUCUCUCUUGUUUCCCACUCUCUUUCACUCUCAACACUCUCUUCUCCUUUGUCUUUCUUUCAGUCUUCUGUCUCUCUCUCUCUCUCUUUCUCUCUCUCUCUUUUUCUCCCACUAUCAACACACUGUCUUUUUUCAGUCACUAUCGCAACUUCCCAGCCUCAAUUUUAUUCCUCUAAUUUUUUUCCUCAUUCUUUGUGUCUGUGA
Molecule: messenger RNA, 1368 nt
Organism: Acanthosepion pharaonis
Lineage: Eukaryota; Metazoa; Mollusca; Cephalopoda; Sepiida; Sepiidae
Source: the annotation of a GenBank genome assembly